This is a messenger RNA of Malania oleifera, 420 nucleotides long. Its product is annotated as UTP--glucose-1-phosphate uridylyltransferase-like. Lineage: Eukaryota; Viridiplantae; Streptophyta; Magnoliopsida; Santalales; Ximeniaceae. Gene Ontology annotation, cellular component: cytoplasm. The record is from RefSeq and is a predicted model, not a curated record. Gene Ontology annotation, molecular function: UTP:glucose-1-phosphate uridylyltransferase activity. The transcript has 4 exons. Bases 1 to 420 code for a protein of 139 amino acids. Gene Ontology annotation, biological process: UDP-alpha-D-glucose metabolic process; glycogen metabolic process.
AUGGAAGCAGGUGGAUGGAAAGAAGAGAAGGAAAGGGUGGUGGUAAAAGGAGGAGGUGUGGGUGGAUCCCUUGUUGCCAAAUCCCUCCAAUUCCAUACCGAUGUCACUCUUAUUGACCCUCAUUCAUAUGUGUACACCAUAGAUGAGGGAGUUUUAGUUAGAAAUAAAGCUAGAAAAACUCCUGUGAAUCCUUGCAUUGAGUUGGGACCAGAAUUUGAAAAGGUUAGUGACUUUCUAAGUCGAUUCAAGUCAGUUCCUAGCAUAGUUGAACUUGAUAGUUUGAGGGUAACUGGUGAUGUUUGGUUUGGAGCUGAUACAACUCUCAAGGUAUCAAAUGUGCUACUGCUAAAUUACUAUUACAGAUUCAUUGAGGUUUUUCUUGAUUCAUGUAUACCUGGUUUGGAGCUGAAGCUUUUCUAA